AUGAUCUACUUGGUAUUUUUACUAAGUUCUACCUAGGUAAAUAGCUAUACAGCUUCUUCUAAUUGCAUGUCAUGCUUGAGUGCCUCAACAAAUAAUAAAUUCUGCAUGACUUCAUGGUUAUCUAGCAGCGGUUAUUGCUGUGACAAAUCAAAUACGAAUGAUUAUUGCUCAUCUUCGAGGUAUUUAUGCUCUGAUGCAGCACCAAAUGAUGCGAUGAAACUCAGUUUCUGUCCCUUUAGUUAAAGUUUGUGCUUUGAUAAGGCCCAAACAACCCUUACUGAUAAUAGCAUUCAUACAGCAGCGACUUCAAAUACAUUUGGUAAGGACAAUGUCUGUGCUUGGAAAAUCAAGACUGUGAGUGAUUACUAUUUCAACAAGAAAAUUUCAGUCGAAAUAAAAAUUGCGAGUAACGUCAAUUGCUAUAUUGCUUUUGGAGAGUCAAUGCUUAAAGCAACAUAAUACAGUGCGUGCAAAGCUGGAAGCUCAUUUGUAAUAGAUGCUAACCAGCAUGUUUUUGUGAUAGCUUAAGGUCUUACUACAGCUGCUUAAAUGCAGUUUAAUUAUCAAAUGAAGGAUAGCAUGGACUUUAUGUACUUAAUUUUCAUCUAUUCUGGCUCACUCUUUACAUUCCUUUUGCUAAUUAGCGCACUGAUGGUUGCUCUCAUCUGGAAAUGGGUAAAAUCUCUGAUAAUUCAAAACUAAAUUUUCUGGUAAAAAAUAGCUGCUGAAAUGUCAGCUACAGUAUUGUAAGUAGAGAAACUGAAGAAGCAGACCACAUCUUAUUAGAGUCAUAGUCAUCAAUAAAUAGGUGAUAAGACUAAUGAUGAUGGUCAUAUUGAUAUUCAUCAAAGGCAAAGAUCAGCUGUUCCAAUGGAUGAUUAUGUGAUUCCUCCACCACCUCCUAUUAUUUAAAUCAAUAGCCUAGAUGAUAAUAUCUAUCCACCAGUAAGACUAGUUGAUUACAAUAGUGCAAAGCCUUCACAGCAGUAGCAAAGAGCUUCAUCUAGGCCGUAGCCUAUCAAAUUUAAUCUCUGA
Messenger RNA from Stylonychia lemnae, 1035 nucleotides. The record is from the annotation of a GenBank genome assembly. Lineage: Eukaryota; Ciliophora; Spirotrichea; Sporadotrichida; Oxytrichidae.